Molecule: messenger RNA, 6646 nt
Organism: Amphiprion ocellaris (clown anemonefish)
Lineage: Eukaryota; Metazoa; Chordata; Actinopteri; Pomacentridae
Product: G-protein coupled receptor 22-like
Exons: 4
Coding region: 4742-6064 (440 amino acids)
Biological process (GO): G protein-coupled receptor signaling pathway
Cellular component (GO): membrane
Molecular function (GO): G protein-coupled receptor activity; peptide binding
Source: RefSeq, a predicted model, not a curated record
ACACAGCACAAAUAUAUGCUAACACUGGUACUGGUGUGCUGAUGGCAAUGUGAAUGUGUUGCACAAAGGCACUGUAAAACUAAAACAUUCAGCUCUAGAUAAACACACACAGCAUGCAUGACACGUUGUUGAGCCUGCGAGUCACGAUUUUCCAGUAGUGAUUAUUUUGAGUGGAGAAUAAUUAGACUAAAUGAGUGGCUGUCAGACAGCAAGGAACAUGGGUUUUACAAAAUAAUACAUAGCUGAGUUCACUGCUUCCUAAAAAGAUUGUCUCCACUGCUGCAUGGAAGGUCAUAUAACACAAAAUUAAUCAGACUGAAGAAAGAAUGCAUUUGAAUGUGUCCUUAGAGUGAGGUCACACAGAGGACAGAUGCUUCAUUUAUGUGAAAACAUAGCUUAAAGAAAAAAUGAGAAUCUCAGUGAGUGUAUUAAGCCAUCAAGCCAAAUAUUAAAUCUAAAUAAAAGUAAAUAUUGUUCAGUUAAAAAGAAAAUGAUCAAGACUAUAAACUUCAACACAGGUAAUGGGAAUGAAUUCUACAUCAGAGCAGAAACCAGUCAAGAAGAAGUCAGUCAAGGCUUAUAGCAAAAAAACUUUCCACACUUCUAGACCUGCAACCAAGAAUAACUUUCAUUAUUGUUAAUAUUUUUUUUCAAUUUACCUGCUUGAUUAUUUAGACUAGAAAAGGUCAGAAAAUAUUAAAGAGCAUCCAUCUCCUUCAAAUCUUUCACAACCCAAGGUGACAUCUUCAUUGGUUAUUUUAUUUAUCCAUCAGUCCAAAGUACAAAGAUUAUCAAUUUACAAUCAUUUAAAACUAAAAAGUUACAUUACUACAUAUUAACAGCUGAAAAUAAAUAAAUACUUGGAAUUUUUGUUGAAUAAAUGACAAAUGAUAAACUGGUUAGUAAAAUAUUUAAUGCCUAACUUUGUUUUUUUCUCUUUGAUAGGUUACUUACAGGAUAUACUUUUUGCCUCCCUGAUCUGACACCUUGCUCAGACCUGGCAUUCCGUCAGAGAUAUACUUUAUUUAAAUGCAGCCUGGGUCUUUUGCCAGAAAUUGGUAGACAUGUUGACAACAGUAGGCAUUUCACCAGACUCGAUGUGAUUGGUUGGUUGGAUUUUUAAAAAAGUUGCGUGGUUAAAGCUAAGGUAAGCCCACAUUGUCAACAUGUCCCAUGCUUUAGUUGCAGGCAUUAUAUCUUCCUUAAAAAUUACAGUAAAAUGAAGGAAAAGUGGCAUAUGUUCUACAACUACAGCAGAAGUGUUGGAUCUGUAAUAUUCAACCAUAGACUAGGACAAGUAACAAUACAGAAUAUUAGUUACAAAUAUAUUUAUAAUGUGUGUCAUACAACCCCAGCAGGGAUGGACCAUUUUAAAAGGUAGGACAAAAAAGUACAGAAAACUCAGCAAAAAAACUCAAAACUCUCAUGUAUUGUACUACACACUCACACUACAAUGGCUGAACAUUUUGAUAUAUUAACUAAAUUUGCUCAAAUGGUUUAAAUAAAGGGUAACUAUUUUUAACCAAGAAGGAGAACAAAUAAUCAAAGGCAUAAUCCACAACAACAAGUCCACAGCAAAAAUAACCCAUGUAAUAAUUGCACAGGUUAUGGCAGAUUGUGAUCGUUACACCAUGUGCCAUGUGUUCAGGUAGGUAGUGUUUACUUAUACUCUUUAUACACUUUGUCCCGGCAUUAUCUCUGUCAACUUUCAAAGCUGAAUCCAGUUAGUUUUCAUUCAUAGCAUUCUGCUAAUACAUACAUCUCCUUCAUGGAGCAACACACUUAUCAUUGUGUUUUAUUCAGCUAAUGCAGACAGCAGAAAUAAUACAAGGACACAAAUAAUUGUAGUCAUCAGAGGUUUCAAUAAGCGACAACUUCUGGCUUUAGCAGCCAACUACACAUUUAAGUCCAUCCCCAGCUACUGGACUCAUUUUUGAUACUAACAAAGUAAUUUUGAAUAUUAAGUUGCAAUUCACAAUUUAUUCAUUUGCACAUUUCACAACCACUAGCCUCCACUUCAAAACAAUGCAAGCAUGAUGAUAGAGAAAUGCGUAUGCAGCGGUCUCACCACCACAUGCUCGAUGUGAAUGUGUGUGCAAGUGUGCGCACAUGUGCAUGCGUAUGCACUGAGCUGACAGGUUGUAGACUGCAAAGAAGAAAGCCAAGAGUCACUUUGUGUUAGUGACAAAUAUUAGCAAAAUAACAGACAACAAAACACAUUACGAAUUGCAGUGACUGCAUGGACAGGACAUCCUCAUUAGAUGGGCUACUUUUGAAAACACAGCUGGCAACCACUGGACAGUUGUGCAGCAAGCACUGGAAAGUCCACUGAAAGUGCUGCAUUUUUCAUGCACACAACACAGACAUUUAUCGGCUUACUGAAUGAACAAAUGAAUGAAUUCGCUUUAUUUACAUUGGGUUUUGUACAGCAGAAGAUGAAUAGAUAUGAACUAAUUCAUAUCAGGGUAUUCAAACGAUGUAAGUCAGAUGAUUUGCAUGCUGAGUUAUUAUUGGCAUUUACAAAUAAUUUACUAUAAAGCCAGUACAUAGGCUAGAUAAGAGAUGAGACCAAAAACAUUGCCCUAUAAUAUAUCCCUGUUUAUUUUCAUUAAAUAAGAAUGAUUUAUGCUUCUGAUAAAAUAAUAUAUCAUCCAUCAUAGUGGUAUGUCUUAAUAAAACUUAAAGUAAAGGCUUCAGUUAAUGGAAUUCUUAAGUACAAUGGUUCUGAUCAGUCAGGAAUAGGCAUGGUAAUAAAAAUAAUUGCUAUCCAUGGACUUUGUGGGCUAAAACACACAAGAGGCCUAAUUUUUCUUUAUAAAAAUCCCUCCAAGUUUCCAAUCUGUUAUGGUAACCUUAAUUUAUUAUGCAAGAAUUAAGAUCACAGAAUAGGAUAGGAUAUUCACUGUAGGGUAUGUCCCCAGAUCUCCCUUGCAGUUUAAGUUUUCCCAUUGGCUCAGUACUCAGUAUCCUUGUGGAAAACCCCAGUAAACAUAAAUGGGAAAACCAAUUUUUACAGGUACUUUGUCACAGAUAAUAAAAAGUGUACUGUAAAUUAAAACUGCAAUUCAUUCUCUUUACAUGCCCAUACAAAAACAAUAGUUAUAAACACAAUUUUCUGAAAGGACUAUUUUUUCAAAAGCUUGAAAAUAGUAAGGUAGUAUGUCUACAGAUAAAACAAAUACAUCGUCUAAAAAAAUUUUUUCGGAAAUUGACCAAAUUUUGAUCUGAAUCUGGAAUCUUCUGAUGGAACAAUUCAGUAAUCCUGACUAUGAAUCCAAUGUGGCAUGCAUUGCAUUCAUUCAGUAUCAACAGCAUAAACUAGUCAUGAGCAAAGUCUUUAAGUUAGAUCUCAAGGACUCAGUUCAGCAACAACAUAUUGAAACAGUGUGUGGCCUGUUGUGACACUUAGUCAGCAGAUCAUUUCAUGGACUUAGACAGUCUACAGAGAUCCAGUUCACAGUUUUCAGCACUCAUUUGCUGAACAACGCAUGACAAGAACCAUCAAAGACAAAAAGCAAGUCAUCGAAAACCGAUUAAACACACAUUCAGCACACACGAACAAGAGCACAAAUAAUCAGAGGCAGACGUUCAAUUAACACAGAAAGAGCAAGCAAUGCAUCAUGGGAUGAUAAACGAGUUGAAAUUAGAUGGUGGACACUUAAUGCAACAUAGAGACCUGGGGGAAACCGUUCAUUUCAAGGUGACCCAUUUCUUUCUUUGGCAUUAUUUAACUGACAUCUUCCAUCCUUCAUCUUUUCACUCUUUAGGAUUAAAUAUGAAAUGUGACAGAGGAAGGACACAGGAGAGAGGGAUGACGAUGAUGAUGACAGAGGGACAUGACACCAUCCUCUGCUUCAAUACAUUCUUUUCUUGCAGUCUGUGAAGGAUAAAGCAGGAGUACAAAAGCAGUGGAUUUCUAAGAGUAACAGGUCCAGUGUCUUUGAGUGGUAUCUAAGGAUUCUGUGUGACCUACAUCUGGGUCUCUGACCCUUGGUGCAUCUCCAUCCCUCUCUUGGAACAAAGGGAAUUGAAUGUGUUAAGUGGGUUAGACCCAGAGGAACAACUAUACAAGCUUGUUGUCUCUUUACUUUUUUUGUAAACAUUUCUCUAUUUUGCAUUCUCUGUUUUCUCCCUUUACUAUUCCACGGAAUCUGAAAUCACCAGCCUGUUAGUGGUCUGAUAUAAUGCGCUAUGGACCUUAUCGAGACCUUCACCAUCUACACAGAGAUAAAAAGACAAGUGUGAAAGACAUCCAAUACCUGAGACGUGGGGAGUCGUAGAGAGAGAAGGAUUGUUCUGUCAUCGGCAUAAUUUUCAGGCGAGGAUGACACUGAUGGCAACAGUUCAAGCACAACAGACAAUGACGAGACAGAGCUUCGCAUGAAAGAAAGCAUUGAUCUUAGUGCACCGCACUGAUGUUGCAAACCACAUGCCCCCCAAUGAGGGGUGGGUGUGUGUUGCUUUCUGUGUUUCACAAACAGACUUUUCUCUUGGCUUGAGUGCAACCAGCAUACACAAAGCUAAAGCUCACAGAAUAUUUUUCAAACUCCAUUAAAUUUCAGUCUGUUCAGAGAAGGAAUGCUGCAAAUCAAAUGGAUGAAGUGACGAUUGAUCUUGCCAAGUCUGAAUAUGGUGGGGUGGUCUGAUAUGCUCCAGCAAGUUCCUUGUGGCUACUUCGACUGCUGCUGAGCUGGAGAGGACACUGCUGGGAAAGUACUGGCCUCUUCCUCCCAUUAGGAGAAUGCACACACCCCCAGUGCUGAUCUCUGCAGCCACAAUGAGCAACAUGACAGUGCUUGACACUGCUGACCCGUAUGACCUUGACAUGACCUCCUCUGAGGCCAUCUACCCUAUCAGUUUCCAGGUUUCUCUGACAAGCUUCCUGCUUUUGGAGAUAGUUUUGGGCUUGAGCUCCAACCUCACUGUGCUGGUCCUCUACUGUAUGAAACAGAAUCUCAUCAGCUCAGUCUCCAACAUCAUCACCAUGAACCUGCAUGUAGUGGAUGUGUUGGUGUGUGUAUGCUGCAUUCCGCUGACAGCUGUGGUUGUGCUACUUCCGUUGGAGGUGUACACAGCCAUGAUCUGCUGUUUCCAUGAGGCUUGCGUCUCAUUUGCAAGCGUAGCUACUGCUGCGAACGUCCUGGCCAUCACUGUGGACCGCUAUGACAUCUCAGUAAGGCCAGCGAACCGUGUGCUUACAGUGGGCCGAGCCGUGGCUCUGCUGGGAUCCCUUUGGGCUUUAUCUUUUUUUAGUUUCUUGGUUCCAUUCAUGGAAGUACGUUUCUUCAUCAGCUCUGGUUCAGAUCUUGUAAACCAGACAGCCGUGAUAACAGUGGCUCAUACAAAUGAGUAUUACACAGAGCUGGGUCUGUACUAUCACCUGCUAGCACAGAUUCCUAUAUUUUUCUUCACAGCUGUGGUAAUGCUGGUGACUUACUACAAGAUUCUUCAGGCGCUUAACAUUCGCAUUGGAACACGUUUUCAGCAUAACUUACCUAAAAAGAAGCAAAAGAGCAAAAACACUAUCUCACUGAGCACAGCAACGCAGGCAGAGUCGACUGACGCUUCGCAGAGCAGCACAGGAGUGAGGGCAGGUGGAAAUGCACCUUUGGGGAUGCGGGCAUCAGUGUCCGUCAUUAUUGCGCUAAGACGAGCAAUGAAGCGUCAUCGGGAGAGACGGGAGAGACAAAAACGAGUCUUCAGGAUGUCUCUUCUCAUCAUCUCCACAUUCCUACUUUGCUGGACUCCAAUAACUGUGCUCAACACCAUCAUCCUCAGCACUGGGCCCAGUGACUUGACUGUCCGCCUCCGUUUGGGUUUCCUGGUGAUGGCCUAUGGAACCACCAUCUUUCACCCACUUCUCUAUGCUUUCACUCGGCAGAAGUUUCAAAAGGUUUUGAAGAGCAAGAUGAAGAAGAGGGUGGUGUCUGUAGUUGAAGCUGACCCUACACCAAACAAUGUGGUCAUCCAUAAUUCAUGGAUUGACCCCAGGAGAAAUAAGAAGGUCACUUUCGAAGACACAGAAGCCAGGCAGAAGUGUCUAUGCUCACAAGAUGCAGAGUAACCUGAUUAACUCAAGUGUAAAUAUGUCAGAUAUGUAGUCUAUACUACAGUGAAGUCAGAAAAACUCUUGAAACUAGUGUUUCUAAGAGAGAUCAUGGAGUAUUGUUUAUGCAAAUAAAAAAAUGGAAAGUCCCCCAGCAAGCUAAGAGGUGGUGUGCUCAUAAAACAAUAAAGUAUGUAAAUCUUGGGGAGCUUACUAAAGCAAUGCAAAAAGAAAAGAAAAUGUUUCCUAAUAACAAAGGAAUUCACAGUUAAGAAGAGGGGUUUCCUUGGUACACACCUUGCAUGUGAAAAGGGAAAUUACCAGCAGCUGAAUACAUAUGAAUUCAAGGACUGAACUUCAGUGCAAAGAAAAAGUCUCAAAAUAGUUGUCAUAGACACAUUAAGAGGGUAAUUUAUUACUAUUUAUUGUGGAGCGUUGUGGAGUGCCACCAAGGACAAUUCAGACAUAACUCUGUAUCAAAGCAGUAGUGUGUGUUGUUUUCUGGUUAAUGUUAUACAAUAUAAGAUAAACAUUUAUGUACAGUCAUAGAACACCUUGAUAUUGUUUGUCACCAUUUGUAAUAAACAACCAAAGGCACAA